AUGCAUUUUCUAUGUCUCCAUGGCAGGGGCACCAAUUCGGAGAUCUUCAAACGGCAGACUGCUGCGCUUCGACAUGAGCUCGGUGACAGUCACAGCUAUGACUUUGUCGACGGAACCUUUCCCUCGGCACUUAACGAAGAUUUGAGAGAAUUACUACCUCCCGAUGAUGAAACAUUCGCCUAUUGCAACCCAUUGUCACCACAGUCUUGUGCAAAGGCAUUCAACGACCUCGAACGCUAUGUACAAACCGAAGGCCCAUACGAUGGUGUUAUGGGGUUUAGUCUAGGUGCCACAUUUGUCAUGUCGUGGAUGUUCAAGAAGCUGCGGGAGCAGAAAGACAACAAACCCGUGCAGCUGCCCUUUAGAGUGGGAAUCUUUUUUUCUGCCCCGGGAUUGCUCCAGUACCAUGACUUGUUAGCCGAGGAAUUAUUUGGAUCAAAGUUCAAUCCAGCCGACGGGCUUCUUGAUCUACCGACGGCUCAUAUCUGGGGAUGUCACGACCGAGACAAGGAAAAGGCUGAGGCAGCUAGCCAGGCGUGUAAUGAGCUAGUUAGGUCUGUUUUUGUUCACGACAAGGGCCAUGAGAUUCCUAUAUCUUCUGACAAUGUGAUCUUGAUGGUCAAGGUUAUUAACAGGGCCAUUACAAGGGCACAAACCUAG
Penicillium hordei is the source of this 660-nucleotide messenger RNA. RefSeq lists its product as uncharacterized. Gene Ontology annotation, cellular component: cytoplasm; nucleus. Bases 1 to 660 code for a protein of 219 amino acids. Lineage: Eukaryota; Fungi; Ascomycota; Eurotiomycetes; Eurotiales; Aspergillaceae. The record is from RefSeq and is a predicted model, not a curated record. The transcript has 5 exons.